This is a messenger RNA of Oncorhynchus masou masou (cherry salmon), 3434 nucleotides long. Its product is annotated as rabphilin-3A-like. Lineage: Eukaryota; Metazoa; Chordata; Actinopteri; Salmoniformes; Salmonidae. Bases 177 to 2051 code for a protein of 624 amino acids. Gene Ontology annotation, biological process: intracellular protein transport. Gene Ontology annotation, cellular component: membrane. The record is from RefSeq and is a predicted model, not a curated record. The transcript is spliced from 16 exons. Gene Ontology annotation, molecular function: small GTPase binding.
AGGGAGUGUAUGGGGACUGUUGUGGAAAGAGCGCUCCUAUAGAAAUUGUGACAGUCGCACAGAGACAGGACGCUUUAUUUGACAUUUCUCUCUCCAUCUCUAAUUCUCCAAUCUCUGUCGGAGGAAGAAAAAACAUUUAAAAGAACUGUUGGAGAAGUGUCAGGUCAGUCAGCAGGAUGCACCGGCACAGUGGAGGCCAUGGAGGAGGAGGUCCUCAGGAAGUGGAGCUAACAGACGAAGAAAAGGAGAUCAUCAACAGUGUUCUGGCUCGGGCUGAGACCAUGGAGGCCAUGGAGCAGGAGAGGAUCGGGCGUUUUGCCACUAGGUUGGACAGUAUGAAGAAGACAGCAUGUGGAGAUGGUCACUCUCGCUGUCUGCUGUGUGGAGAGACGUUUGGCCAGCAGGGAGUCAACUCCGUACUCUGUUCCCACUGCAAGAAGCAUAUGUGCAGUAAGUGUGGGAUUCAGAACAACAGCCGGUCGUCAUGUCCUGUGUGGGUCUGUAGAAUCUGCAGCGAGCACAAAGAGAUGUUGAAGCGUUCUGGAGCGUGGUUCUUUAAGGGCCAACCCCAGAAGGUCCUCCCUGCUCCCCUGCCCAUCUCCAGGCCCAGAGGGACAGGUAGAGAGAGCCCCCGUACCCUGAACCCCACCCAUCACCAGCCCAGUACCCAGCCCUAUGCCCGUACCCAGACCCAGCCCAUCUACCACCCAGACGCUGGUGCCCAGGACUGCACAGAGCAGCAGGAGCAGCAGGGUGACUGCUGCUACAACACAGAGAACCAAGAGCCCACCGAUGAGCCCCCGUACUCCAGCUCAGAGCAACAGGACCCAGAGGGGUAUAGCUCUGCUCAGACACUAGGGGGCGUUGCUGUGCAGGAAGAGAUGGUGAAGAACCAGUCUAAGUUAGGUUCCAGACCUCCCACAGCCAGGGGGAGAGAGAACACGCCAGCUCCAGCUGACUCAGUCACACCACAGGCCCCUGCGCCCGAGGAGAACAGACACCCUCACCAGAGGGAGGAUAGAGCCCCAACUCCAGUAGGGGAGGAGAAACCCACUCCUGCCCCCAAACCCACCCUGGCAGCACGCCCAGCCCCCGCUCCUGUCGAGGACGAUGACAACGAAUAUGACUCUGAUGAAUCCACCACCCUGGGGUUACUGGAGUUCACUCUGCAUUAUGAACAGGAGAGCAACGCGCUGCACUGCAAUAUAGUCAAAGCCAAGGGCCUAAAGCCGAUGGACUCUAAUGGCCUAGCAGACCCUUACGUCAAGCUGCACCUCCUACCUGGUGCCAGUAAGUCUAACAAGCUGCGUACUAAGACACUGAAGGGCACUCUGAACCCAGUGUGGAAUGAGACUCUGGUGUACCACGGUAUCACUGACGACGACAUGCAGCGCAAAACACUACGGCUGUCAGUGAGUGAUAUGGACAAGUUUGGGCACAAUGAGUUCAUCGGAGAGACGCGUGUUGCUCUGAAGAAACUCAAAGCCAACCAGAAGAAGAACUACAGUGUGUGUCUAGAGAGGGUGGUCCAGGUGAAGAAGGCAGGAACAGGAGGCUCAGCCCGGGGCAUGGCACUCUACGAGGAGGAGGUAAAGGAGGAUGCAGAGGAGAGGGGUCGUAUCCUGGUCUCUCUAACCUACAGUACCCAGCAGGGUCGUCUGAUAGUGGGAGUGGUGCGAUGUGCUCACCUGGCAGCUAUGGACUCUAAUGGAUACUCAGACCCCUUCGUCAAGAUCUUCCUGAAACCAGACAUGGGGAAGAAAGCCAAGAACAAGACUCAGAUAAAAAAGAAGACGCUGAACCCAGAGUUCAACGAGGAGUUCAGCUAUGAGAUCAAACAUGGUGAGCUGGCCAAGAAGAGCCUGGACAUCUCAGUCUGGGACUAUGACAUGGGAACAUCCAAUGAUUUCAUUGGAGGGUGUCAGCUGGGCAUCACAGCCAAGGGGGAAUGUCUGAAGCACUGGUACGAAUGUCUGAAGAACAAAGACAAGAAGAUCGAGCGCUGGCACGUCCUCCUAGAUGACAACACCGUUAAAGACACGGACGACUAAGACGCGACCUCUUCUCCUCCUCUCUAGAUUCAUCCACCCCAGGCUGUUUCUAUCUUCCUCUCAAAUAUAUUAUGUUGUCUUCCAUUCUUGGUCUUCCUACUUUUAGUAAUGUGAACCUGAAUUAAUAGCAAAUUAAGGGCCUCUGUUUUUACAACUUCUUUCUUCGUGUGCUGACAGAAUGCUUAUUGUAUGCAUGUACUCAUCAACACAGUGUUUACAGUGAAACAAAAAGAACUGCAACACAUUAUAUAGAUUACAUUAUGCAGAUGACAUAGUCUCAUCGUCACCCUGGAUUGUGCUGUACAGAGUUAUGGCAUGGUCAUAAUCUGUGUUCUAUACUUCUAUACUGUGCUCUUAUGACAUGGUCAUAAUCUGUGUUCUAUACUUCUAUACUGUGCUCUUAUGACAUGGUCAUAAUCUGUGUUCUAUACUUCUAUACUGUGCUCUCAUGACAUGGUCAUAAUCUGUAUUCUAUACUUCUAUACUUUGCUCUAAGGACAUGGUCAUACUCUGUAUUAUAUACUUCUAUACUGUGCUCUUAUGACAUGGUCAUAAUCUGUGUUCUAUGCUUCUAUACUGUGCUCUUAUGACAUGGUCAUAAUCUGUAUUCUAUACUUCUAUACCGUAACUGCAGGAUACUAGGGUUUGCUCUGACAUAGCAUAAUCUUCAAGUGGUACUGUAUGUACAAACAGUUUGUUAAAAGGAGGAUAUGAUGGAUGUUACGGAACAUAUAUUGAUGUUAUUUAUGUAUGAAGAUGUUUACAUAGUUAGUAUUAGUAUUAGCUGUUUAUGUUGAUAACAUGUCAUGUUAUUGAAGCAUUAGCUCACCUAAGAACCAUGGGAUAUCAUAGAAACCUGGAAUGCACUGAUUUAGAUAUUGCUCUCUAUUUCUUUCUUUCUCUAUCUAUCUCUGUCUGUCUCUCUAGCUCUGUCUGUCUCUCUGUCUGUCUCUCUCUCUCUCUCUCUGUAUGUCUCUGUCUGUCUCUCUAUCUCUGUCUGUCUAUAUAUCACUGUCUGUCUAUCUCUGUCUGUCUCUCUAUCACUGUCUGUCUCUCUAUCUCUGUCUGUCUCUCUAUCGCUGUCUGUCUCUCUCUCUCUCUCUCUCUCUCGCUCUCUCUCUCUCGGAGAACAAAGAAAUUACUCCAAGCCUGAUGAAAUACUAAACAAUUCUGUCGACAUGGUCAUAUUGCAGUGCACUGCAUUUUACUGUGACAGACAGAUAAAAAAUGCGCGCAAAAUACAUGCUGAACAUGAGCCCUGUCUUGAUCAUGUGACGUAUACAUUGAUCUGUAGUAGGUUUGAUUGCUAGACAUUCUCAAAUGUGAAAUAAUCUCUGAUAGCGUAUGUUAAACGGUAAUGCAAUAUAAAGUAAAAUAAAAUAU